Molecule: messenger RNA, 1131 nt
Organism: Metarhizium album ARSEF 1941
Lineage: Eukaryota; Fungi; Ascomycota; Sordariomycetes; Hypocreales; Clavicipitaceae
Exons: 7
Coding region: 1-1131 (376 amino acids)
Source: RefSeq, a predicted model, not a curated record
AUGUCAAGGGAAGGCCUUGACCAGGUGGUAUCGUGGUACAUUUGUACGGCUGUGGCGGUGCUCUUCGUGAUUGCCCGCCUGUUCAGCCGUUACCACAGACUCGGGUCACUCUGCAUUGACGAUGGCCUCGUUACCUUGGCGGCAUGCUGUCUUAUUGGGGACUUGAUCAUCCAGCAGUACAUGUGGAAUCUGGGCAUGGCCGAGAUUCGCAAGGCGAGCCGACAAGAUUUCAUCCAGAUAAUGAAGAUACAGAUGAUUGUUCCAGGGUCGACUUUAUACGUGACGUCAUUGUGGGCGGUCAAGAUCGCUAUGGUUCUGUUCUACAAGAAGCUCGCAGCGCCAGGGACAAGACUCCAGACGAUAUACAACGUUGUUCUAGUCGCACUGGUUGCAUUUUGGGGCGCCAUCUUCUUCAACAUCAUCUUCCAGUGUUACCCUCACGACAGGAGAUGGUCCAAGGACCCGAAUUACAAAUGCGAUCCGCGCCAAGGGUCAAUUAAUUAUUGGUUAACGGUUCUCUUAAACAUCAUGACCGACGUCAUCAUUAUUAGCUUGCCCAUCUCGAUGGUCCUGACGCUCCAGAUGAAGCUGAAGCUGAAGCUAGGCGUCAUUGCCAUCUUCGCGCUCGGCGUUUUUGUCGUCAUUGCAAGCAUUUUUCGAGCAUACUAUUCUAAGCGAAAGGAGACCAUGCUCACCUGCACCGUCUCCAUGGUUGAAACAGCGGUUGCCAUCAUUGCGUCCUGUCUUCCUCGUGCGUGUCCCCUGUACCCGACACAGGCAUAUAUUCACACUGACCUGCGGCGCCCAGCCCUUCGUACAUUGUUUAUAGGCCCCGCUUCGCGCGUCGGCGCCAAAUCCACCAGCGGACGUUACGAACUAUCAUCCGGUGGCGGCCGUCGAUCCUGGGGAACGAAUCGCGCACGCGGCACGACGGAUGGACGGGGAGGCACGCGAACCAAGGCCAGCUCCUCCGAGGAUGAGUUGGUCAAUAACACAAGCACGCCAUUUGCUUGCGGGAGUCCCUCGGCAAACGAUGGGAACGGCGAGAUCAAAGUAGACACAACCUUCCAAGUGCACUAUGGCAUCGACGACGAGGCUCGGGGCCAAGCGACAAAGCGCAGCGAAUUUUGA